Messenger RNA from Suillus clintonianus, 204 nucleotides. RefSeq lists its product as uncharacterized. Gene Ontology annotation, molecular function: nucleic acid binding. The annotation marks the transcript as partial. The transcript has a single exon. NCBI's taxonomy places the organism in Eukaryota, Fungi, Basidiomycota, Agaricomycetes, Boletales, Suillaceae. The record is from RefSeq and is a predicted model, not a curated record.
CUAUGCGUCGACAACCAAGUGGCCAUUCUAGCCACGCAGUCCUUUAGAACCAACCCGGGUCAUUACCUUAUGGAUAUGUUCCAUAGAAACCUCGAACCCGCGCUAAUCAAACGAGACGAGGACCACAUAACGAUCCACUGGACCCCAGGACAUGUGGACAUAGAAGGGAACGAGUCAGCCGACAUUGAAGCCAAGAAAGCGGCA